AACGUUUGCCACCACCUGCUCAAAGCUGUGUUUUCACCCCAAAGUGGAGCCAGAGCAGAGGCUCCGGGAAGCGCCCUUGGCUGGAGCCGGCAGUGCCGCCCGGGAGCCCACAGCGAGGCCGGCACCGGAGCGUGCCGGGGGACUGCAUGAGACCCCGAGUCCCGCCAGGCAGGGCCCAAGCGGGGCCAUGGCCGCGUGCCGGUGCCCUCCGGCUCCAGCUGCAUUCCUGCCCGGCCGCCUCCGCCAUGAGCGGGAAUGCGGCCGGACAAAGGGCACUGUGUCCCCAACCUCCUCGCCACAUGCUUCCCCCUCCUCACGUAGCGCCAAACUAAAUGUCCCCUUUCAGCUUUGGCCCCACCAGCCCCCACCGCCCCGGCCCUCCGGCGCCCAUUGGCCCGUGCCGAGGGGCCGCCGGCAUCGUUUGGCACUGCUGGUUCUUAAACCUCAGCCCCAUCUUGCUGGCAGCCUUCGGCACGCCGACGGACCCGUGCACCGCCGGCUGUCCAUGCGGCUCGGACCCCGACGGUGACAGCAGCCACCAUGUCGCAGGGCACCGGGGGCAGCGGCUGCCUCCUCCUCGCCGGACUCCUCUCGGUGCUGGGGCCGGCGUUGUCCAUCCACGUCUACACGCAACGGGAGGUGCACGGCACCGUCGGCUCCCACGUCACCCUCUCCUGCAGCUUCUGGUCCAGCGAGUGGAUCUCCGAGGACAUCUCCAUCACUUGGCACUUCCAAGCCGAGGGCUCCCGCGACAGCAUCUCCAUAUUCCACUACGCCAAGGGCCAGCCCUACAUCGAUGACGUGGGCACCUUCAAAGAGCGGAUGGAGUGGGUGGGCAACCCCUACCGCAAGGAUGGCUCCAUCGUCAUCCACAACCUGGACUACACCGACAACGGCACCUUCACCUGCGACGUCAAGAACCCUCCGGACAUCGUCGGCAAGUCUUCCCAGGUCACGCUCUACGUCUUCGAGAAAGUGCCCACCCGCUACGGCGUGGUGUUGGGUUCCAUCGUGGGCGGCGCGCUGCUGCUGGUGGCCCUGGCGGUGGCCCUCGCCUAUCUCCUGCGCUACUGCUGGCUGCGGCGGCAGGUCGCCCUGCAGCGACGGCUGAGCGCCAUGGAGAAGGGCAAGCUGCAGCGAUCGGCCAAGGACGCGUCCAAGCGCAGCCGGCAGGCGCCCGUGCUCUACGCCAUGCUGGACCACAGCCGCAGCGCCAAGGCGGCCGGCGAGAAGAAAGCCAAGGGAGCCCCGGGCGAGUCCCGCAAGGAUAAGAAAUAGCGGUUAGCGGGCAGGGAAGGUACCGCGGGAGCGGGCGACGGGGCUCCUCGACCCCCCAAAGUGGUGAUGACCAUCGAGAUGGAGCUGCGAGGCCAAGGCGCCGAGGCCGCCCGCCCGCCGCCCGCCGCCCGCUCCCCGAGCCGGGGCAGCCUCAAGAGCGCCCUGAUGAGCAUCAUCCACCCCAACGCGGGGCCUUGAGGAACCCCCCCCGGACGCCCACCGGGACCCGGCGAGGAGCGGGGUGUGGUCCUCGCCCUGGGUCCCCCAACCCUUGGGGUCCCCCCGGUGUCCCCCAGCCCCGUCGGUACCUUCCUCUGCGCCGCCGCCGUCCUGCCCGCCGCCGGGCACUGAUGUAACUUUUCUAUUUGAAGACAAAACCACUGAAUUUGGGGUCCAUCCCCCACCCCGGGCAGCCUCGGUCCCCCCUCACCGAGGACCGGGGGGUCCCUAUGGGGACCGGGUUGCCCCCUCCCCUCGCCAUCACCCCAAUCCAUUCCCUGGGAGGGUCCCUUUGUCCCUAAUUGUCCCCUUUUUUUGGCCGUUUUCUCGUCUCUCCCCGCGACUGAGCCCCAAUGACGUCGCGGGGUCCCCCCGCCACGUCCCCUCCGUGCCCCCCUCCCCGUCCCCCGUUAACCCUCCCCC
This is a messenger RNA of Cuculus canorus (common cuckoo), 1920 nucleotides long. It is a transcript of the gene MPZ, whose product is annotated as myelin protein zero. Gene Ontology annotation, cellular component: membrane. Gene Ontology annotation, biological process: myelination. The record is from RefSeq and is a predicted model, not a curated record. The transcript is spliced from 6 exons. NCBI's taxonomy places the organism in Eukaryota, Metazoa, Chordata, Aves, Cuculiformes, Cuculidae.